Darwinula stevensoni is the source of this 933-nucleotide messenger RNA. NCBI's taxonomy places the organism in Eukaryota, Metazoa, Arthropoda, Ostracoda, Podocopida, Darwinulidae. The record is from the annotation of a GenBank genome assembly.
AUGGACUGGACAUGCGAUAGCUGCAAGAAGAGCUUCUCCUCCAAUGAGGCAAGAUGGCGUUGCUGUAGCAAAUGUGACUUCGAUCAUUGCACCCCCUGCAUCAAGAAAGUUGAUUACAAACCCAAGCAUCCGCACACCUUGGCCUAUGUCAGUUAUAAAUGCAGUGAAUGUGGCGAAAACUCUGUGGGAGACCGAGUAUACUGCCCGACAUGCAAAGUCACCUAUGACGCUUGCUAUCGGUGCGUCUUACGUAAAAUUACGGCAAAGGAUGCAACCUUGAAUGGCAGUGGAUCAGUGAAAUCGAUCAGUGUUAAUGCAACUCCAUUUGCAUCAGGAGCCACCCGUGAUGCCUUCAAAGUGGAAGCAACUAUGGAGGAUGGCAAAAAGCAACCUUACGUAUUGAAGGCGUUUAAACCCAAGUUCUUCAACGCAGGAAUGGAAAUGGAUAUUGUUGUGAAGAUUCACUUGAAAGCUUACGAACUUGCUCUUGAGUUCAACAAGGAAAUGCAGCUGAACCAUCCCAUCAUUUUCAAGCGACCAAUUCUUCAUACAAUGAGUACCACAGUCGAGAAAGAUGGAAAGCCUGUCUUUGUGAAGGGAGAAAAAGUUGCCCUCGAGCCGUUCAUUCAUGGGGAAUAUGAGAAAUUCAGCUCCAAUUCCGGAUUCAUUCUUGAUGGAUACACUGCUCCAGGAGUCUUCACCCAUUUCACAUGGCACAAGACGCAAGAGCUAAUAGUCUGUGAUUUACAAGGGGUGCGCCAAAUUAAAGGCAACGAGCAUGAUGCAUAUUACUUCACUGACCCAGCCAUCAAUUCUUUGAAGCAGAAUUGGGGACCCACCGACCGCCGCAGGCAGAGCGAUGGCCCCACCAGGGAUGGAUACGGAGCUGUCACAACUGUUUGCUCAUUUGUUGGCUGGAAUGAUGUCCGGUGA